UGCAGCUCUGCGUGGUGAAUGAUUGAGAGGGAGAGGGAGGGCCAGAGCAAGCGAGGUCGAGUGUGAAGUAAGAUUUUGGAAAGCUCUCUGGAAGUUUUAGGCCUUGCGUGGAUCGAACCUGGAUUGAUGAGGAAUUAGGAGUUUUGCGGGUGUUUUGUGUAGAUAUUUGGUUUGCGCGUGGCCAGGGAUCGAAUCCGGCAGUGGAUUUGGCGCUUUCGUGGCGAGAAUUGAGAAGGAACAUACGUUGCGGGUUCGAGCUCCCUUCAGUCGAAAACAAUUGUAGAUCUUUUCAGAUUAUAACGCCUGAUUGUGAGCUCAUGAUUUUCGCUGCAGAUUUAGCGUGAAUCGAAGAAAGUGCGUCUUUGGAUUGAAGUCUUGCUGAAAUAGGAAGAGAAUUGAAGAAUAUUCCAGGUGUAAUGGUGAUGGAAGGAAUUGUGCUCGGGGAAAUGAUUUCUUCCGGAGGCAGGCGUAGGUUGAUCAGAUAAAGUAUCUUUAAGUGUGAUGUUUGAAUUUUUGUCCGACAGGGACGUUUUUGAAACAGCUGAGCCAGAUAAUACGGUCCAAUUUGUCCGUCUUUGUGAGAAUUUGAAGCAGAAUGCGCUUUAAUUUAGUUGUGUUGGUGGCUUAUGGUUGCUAAUGUUGGCCAGUGUUUGCAAAGCGUAGCCAAAUUUUCAUACUAGAAUGUUUUUCUUUUUAAAGUAGUUUUUACUGUAACGGGAUUAUCAGAACGAGUCUCCAAAAUCGAGUAGAAAGGAGUUUUGAAGCUUGAAGGCUCAUAGAAUUGCAGUAAACACAAACUAUUUCAAAGCUGUAGACUGCUUUGCGCUAAUUGCGCUCAAGGUUGUUGGCUUUAGAGAAGAAACAUGAAAUGGCUUUGUCUUCUCGGCUCAAUGUAACAACGCUAGGAGGUUCGAAGGAAUUAGCAGCAGCAUCAGAAUCAGUGUAUAUUUCGUCGCCCGGUCUCCGAUCCGCAGAUCUCUCGUAUUCCGUGCCGAUAAAUCCAUAUUCUUCUUCGUUCCACGACUUGAGAACAUCUCCCCCUAACAGGCGCUUGAUGGAGCUUCCGCAACCUCAACACUCUUCUGAAGGAUCGAAAACACCUCACGACUUCCUUUCAUUAUACGGGAGCUCCAACUCUUUAAAUAGAGCAGCAGAACACAGAUCUAACCAAGGACUUUCCACCACAUAUCUUACAACGCAGGAUUUCUUACAACCCCUUGAAAGGGGUGGGAGGACUAGUAAUAAUAAUAACAGCCGGGGUUCAGAGGUUUCAUCCGCUGAGGGUUCUGCUGCCACGUCGACCUCCUCUGUUGAGCAUGUUCUUCCGGGCGGUAUUGGUACUUACAGCAUAAGCCACAUUUCGGCUUAUGGACAGAGCAAUGGCAAAUCUGAAGCCGGUCCUCCUCCGCCUCCUUCUCCCAUGGUUCAUGUCAAUGCAACGGAAGCCAAACCAGAAAUUGCAGCCAGGGUUACAUCUGCUAUGAACAAUUAUGGUGUAGGAGGAGGACCGGCAUUCGCAUUGUGGGAAGAACGUGUUCGUGUUCCAGAGGGGAAUCGAACCACUGACCCGCAUGCCAAAAGUGAUGCAGCUAAAGAUUAUGGGUAUUGGCCAGCUGCUAGAUCAAAAACAGACUUGUUCCUUGCCAAGAAUGCAUUCAGUCUCAACUCGGUUGAUGUCAUUCAACAGCCAAUUCCUUCCUCAAGCAAACAGCGGCCGCAAACAGGGCAAGGUUUUGUUGAGAUGAUGAAGUCCAUGAAACCAAUUUCAGAAGAUGAUGAAGAUGAAGAUGAUGAGUAUGUGGAUCGAAAUCGAGAGAAUCGGAAGGAAAUUUUGUCUCACAAAGGUGAAGCACCAUCAAAGGUAGAUGGAAAAAGCAAUGAUCAGAGAGCCAACACUCCCAGGUCCAAGCACUCUGCAACUGAGCAGCGCAGACGGAGCAAGAUCAAUGAUAGGUUUCAGACAUUAAGAGAUUUGGUGCCGCACAGUGAUCAAAAGAGAGACAAAGCAUCCUUUCUUCUUGAGGUUAUUGAAUACAUUCAAUCUUUACAAGAAAAGGUCCGAAAGUAUGAGGCAACAGAGCAAAGCUGGAACCAGGAAAGAAUGAAAACUAUGGUCUGGGAUUUAUGCAAGAAAAGCCCAGUCCAUGGAGAAUUGCCUGUGGAUGGCUGUCGAACUAUUGCUAGUGCUGUUUUAGAUUCAAAACAAAACAGUGAAGUUGCUGAACCAAACAAGCCCAGAACUCCAAAUGCAACAAUGCAUGAUGAAAUGAACACUGCGGGUACAGCUAUGCACCCAAAUUCCCAGAGUCUGAUGCAGACUAACAAGUCAACUCAACUUAGCCCUGGCUGUCAAACGUACAGAGAAAAGGAAAAUUCUGGGGUUUUCAACAAGCCGGUUCCCCUUACUCUUUCCAUGCAACAAUCUAUGUACUCUCCAUUUGGAAGGAACUUGACACAUUCUGUUCAUCCUAAGACACAGGCAGUGUCUGAAAUUCACUCUUUACCGACUGUUCCAGGUAUAACAUCUGGCUGUAUGGCAGUUAAUGCCUUCACUUUUGACAGGGAAAAAGAUGGAAAUUCUACAGCAUCUGUCCUUCUGCCGCGUUUUCAAGAAAAUACUGUUAAUGUGGCAAAAACUAUGAGUGGACUUGAAACUCAGUGGUCCGAGCGAAGGUCAUCUCAACCAUCUUCAAUCCCACAAGAUUCUGGCCAGAAUGGAGGGAUACCAGUGAAAGAUGAAAAUUUAGAUACAAAGUCAGCAUGUAAGCCAGAUCAGUAUUCAAAUAUAUGUCUUAAUAACAGGUUAUCUCAAUCUGUGUCUCAAUCAGAAGCUGAACUAGCAAGUAGGCAGCUGCAGCCACAAUCAUCUUCUCCUGACCAACAUAGGGUGAAUGAAUCUCAACUGCCUGCCAAUGAACAGGAGCAACUUGUGAUUCAAGGUGGUGUCAUAAAUGUUUCAAGUGUUUACUCCCAAGGGCUGUUGGAUACUUUAACGCAAGCAUUGCGGAGUUCAGGUUUGGAUCUUUCACAAGCAAACAUAUCAGUGCAGAUUGACCUUGGUAGGCAGAGUGGAACAGUUGGGGUUACAACUAAUGCCAAGGAGCACAGUCACAAUCAAGAGGAGUCCUCACAAAAUCAUCAAUUACAAGGGCAAGUAAGGGCUGCAGAACAAACUUCAGAAUGUGAACCGCCACAUAAAAGGCCAAAGAUCGAGAGAGACCUGUAGUUAACCGCAACAUAUGAUUGAACUACAAUGUUGUGAACCAUAUUCUCUUAACAUACUUAGUGUCAUUCUGUUAUGCCAAAGGGAGGAUUUUUACUUCUAAAAACUUUAUUUAAACUCAAAAUUUGAGAAAGGAAGGUCCUAAGUCCUUUCCUUUGUGAAAUAUAGUGUACGGAUGCAGUGUAGAUUAGAGGCAGAUUUUAAGCUUGUUACCAUAAGCUCAUUUUCCAUUGUGUGACAUAUGAGAACAAAUUAGAGAGAAUUUUCAAGAUUGCUUUUACGUUUCACCUCUCUAAAUCCAUUACCAACAGUUCUCAAACAACUUUCACCUUAAGGAUCUAUAAUUUAUUUAACGUGUGCCUAUAGGGUUGUGACCAUCUGGAGCAAAGUUACUGUAUGCAUGCUGGAAAGCAUAACAUGCAUUUCAGAAGAAUUGUACAGCCUCUCUUUGGUCUUGGGUUUGUCUGGUCUGCUACAGACCUAAAACUGCUGUAAAUUAUUCUUUGAUUGGUGAUUUAUGUAUUUACCCACGGCAAUAAGUUAUAGUCUGUAAAAGAACUUUGUAACUAUCUGUUCAUGCAUAUUCCAUGGGCAUUGCAGGUGAGAACAUCUCAAAUUCGCUUUCAUCCAUAUUACAUGGAUAUGAACAGCCGAAGUAUGUACAUUUCUAGUUAAUGGAAUAAUUCAUUUCUUCUCA
This is a messenger RNA of Cryptomeria japonica (Japanese cedar), 3920 nucleotides long. RefSeq names its product transcription factor BIM1. Gene Ontology annotation, molecular function: DNA-binding transcription factor activity; protein dimerization activity. Lineage: Eukaryota; Viridiplantae; Streptophyta; Pinopsida; Cupressales; Cupressaceae. The coding region runs from base 869 to 3226 and encodes 785 amino acids. The transcript is spliced from 12 exons. The record is from RefSeq and is a predicted model, not a curated record. Gene Ontology annotation, biological process: DNA-templated transcription.